GGACAGGAGGGGGGCGUGGACUCCGGGGUUUAGAAAUUCAACCCAUUGUUCCACUCCAACGCGCGAAGAGAACACCUCUGUGGAGCCGCCGGCCAAUCAGCACCCGGCAAACUCCUCUGAGCUCCGCCCACCAGCCUAUAUUAAACGCGCGGCCGUCGAUAGCGUCCGCCACUGGCACAAUAUCACACCGACCAAACCACCGACCCGAGGAGAGGGAUUUACUUUAUUCAACCUUUCAUUUUCAGCCGUCCUUUAUUUUAUUGACCUAAAACAAUGGCAGACACACAAGUUGAGACCGGAUCGGAGAUCUCAUCCAAGGACCUGAAGAAGCAGCUGGCGGAGGAGAAGAACGGCAAAGAUGCCGCCACCAACGGGAAGGAGAAAGAGGAGAACGGCGAGCCCGACUUAGACGAGGAAGACGACGAGGAGGUUGAUGAGGAGGACGAGGAAGACGACGGAGAAGGUGAUGAGGAAGACGAGGAGGACGACGACGAUGACAUCGAGGGCGGCACAAAACGGGCGGCUGAGGAAGACGAUGAAGAUGACGAGGUGAGGCGGCGACAACCGACCUUCACCACCAGGAAUCUGACCAAUCAGCAUCUCGCCUUUUAACCCCUCAGAGGAAGGCAGCGUGCAAGAAAUGAGCCAGAAAUUCACUAGAAAUGAGUCAAAAGUACAAACGAAUUACCUGCAAAUUAAACAAAGCACACAAAAAACACAAGGAAAUUACCCAAAUAAA
Molecule: messenger RNA, 739 nt
Organism: Plectropomus leopardus (leopard coralgrouper)
Lineage: Eukaryota; Metazoa; Chordata; Actinopteri; Perciformes; Serranidae
Source: RefSeq, a predicted model, not a curated record